This is a messenger RNA of Orbilia oligospora ATCC 24927, 1410 nucleotides long. RefSeq lists its product as uncharacterized. The record is from RefSeq and is a predicted model, not a curated record. Lineage: Eukaryota; Fungi; Ascomycota; Orbiliomycetes; Orbiliales; Orbiliaceae. Gene Ontology annotation, biological process: chromosome segregation; CENP-A containing chromatin assembly. The transcript is spliced from 5 exons. The coding region runs from base 1 to 1410 and encodes 469 amino acids.
AUGGCACGCCGACAACCCUCAAAACUUACAUCGCACUACAAACUUCCUCCUUCCCCUCAACUAACUCGUUAUCUUCUACGAUUAUCUAAACCUUCUCUCGAAAAACUAGUAUUCGACUGGCUAAAAACACCACUUUGUGCGCCAGACUUAUCUCCUACAAAUGAUGAUCUGUUAGAUGCUGCCUAUGAUGAGGAACCCCGAGAUACGACAUUAGAGGAGGUGGGGGAAGCAUAUACCAAUCUAGCUUCGAGGAAAGAGAUCAUAGAAAGAGUCUUUGAAAGAGAAUGGAGAAGCGGGUUGACAAUGCAUCAGAUCGCCCAGGUGGACAUGCAGUAUCUGCUUGACCAUCCGUCGUCACUAAAAUGGACCGCUUCUGAGCUGGUUCUUGAAGAAGGAAAGAAGCCGGCUGGUGACAAGCUCCCUAAAUUCCAACCUGUCGUAUUCUGUAAAUCUAUACAAGAGAUCAUGGAUCCCAUGGUUCAAUGCCACCCAUACUAUAUUACUCACCCAACACUUCCACUUACAAUCCUUCGCCUGUCUCUUCACAACCCGUACCCAUUACCUACCCUCCCGCCACCAGCAAACCAAAUAUUCUACCUUGCAGUUCCGACAUCCUCACCACACCUCUUCUUCACACCUCAGCGGUCAAAACUAGCGGACAUAUGCCGAAAAUCUCUCCCAAUUGCACUAUCAUCACAGCAUAGGCGGUAUGAUAUUGUAUCUACCGCUUUGACCGCCAAAACAUUGGAAGCGUUGCUCGCGAGGAAGGGAUGCGAAAGAGGGGAUCUGGGCGCUGGUGGUGGAUGGAGCGUGUUUGCUGUGGAAGGGGAGGGAGCUCUCGAAGGUGAUCCAUUGGAAACCUCGCGACCGCGUAAGAGGCAGUCGCUAGAUGCUGAUAUGGAUGACUACAAUAAUGGUGAAGGGAAGAAGAGAAAGAGGAUAGCCGAAGAACGGUUUGGAAAUUCGGCAACUGCGGGAGAUGGAAGUGGACUAGAAAGGGUGGAAGUCAAGCUGAGAGAGGUUUGGCCAAGGGGGAAGGAAAUACCUGGGGUUCUUGGAGUUGUGGAUGGGAAUGCUGGGAAAUCGAAGAAGGGGAGACCGAAGAAAGAUGUUGCUCCAAAUACAAACGAUGAAGAUUCACCUUUGGUCGACGAGCAUGCACCUUGGAAGGGAAAGAGUUGGAUGCCGAACGUUGACGUGGUGUUAGAAGGCACCCAUGUGUUUGCUGGGGUUAGGACAUUGGUUGAGGAAGGUGUGUUUGAUGGAGAGAAGAUACCGACGUGGAUGACCGGGGAGGAGGGGAAGAGUGUGGGGAUGGUCAAGGGCGGGACUAUCCUGAAGAGUGCAGUGGCAGCGGGGAUACUCGAAGCCACUACCGACACAAGGAGGGGCAGAAGAAAGACUACUUAA